Molecule: messenger RNA, 1731 nt
Organism: Argiope bruennichi
Lineage: Eukaryota; Metazoa; Arthropoda; Arachnida; Araneae; Araneidae
Exons: 1
Coding region: 1-1731 (576 amino acids)
Source: RefSeq, a predicted model, not a curated record
AUGGGUAAAAUGUUAACUGGCAAAAGAAAAGUCUUAUCUUCAGGUCUUGUCGCUGUAGAAACUUUCUUAGGAUGGACCUUAAUGGGUAAGGUACCACAGGAAGAAUCUUCGGAAGAAAACUUAACGAUAACAGUGCUGUCCUUAUUUGUAAAUGAAGCUGAAAUCACAAAUUUAUGGAAAUUAGAUUCAAUUGGAAUCAAUGAUCCUGUUGAGAAAAAAUCUAAGAACGAGAUUGAUCUUCGGACCAAGGAGCAUUUUUUAGAAACGGUAACAAUUAAUAAAGAUGGUCGAUAUGAGGUUUGUUUACCAUGGUCUGAUGAUAAGUCACCUUUGCCCGACAACUUGGAUUUGGCGAGGAAAAGGCUCGACUACACUACCUCAAAACUUAUAGCUAUAAAUAUGUAUGACAAAUAUGAAAAUAUUCUUCUAAAUUGGUUAGAUGAAGACAUAAUAGAGGAAGUUCCGACCAACGAAAUGAACUCCUAUGGUAAUUAUUUACUUCACCGUGCAAUGAUAAAACUAAGCAGCAGCACUACUCCAAUUCGUCCGGUGUUUGACGCUUCAGCGAGAUUAGCAAAUUAUCCAUCUUUGAAUCAGUGCUUGGAAUGUGGUCCUAAUCUCAUUGAGCUUAUUACAAAUAUUCUUCUUCGAUUCAGAGAGGGACAGCUUGUCGUUAUAGCUGACAUCAUGAAAGCUUUUCUGCUAAUUAGUAUUCGUAAAGAGGAUAGAGACUUCCUUCGGUUUUUGUGGUGGGAAAAUAGAGAAGAAAAGAAAUUGAGUGUUUUUCGUCACACAAGAGUUGUUUUUGGGGUAAAAUGUAGCCCUUUUCUUUUAGCUUCAGUAAUUGAGUACCAUAUUCAAAAAUGUGAAGGAUUUGAAAAAUCUUUGAAGAAAAAACUUUUGGAGAGUUUCUACAUUGAUAAUGUCGUUACUAGUGUCGACAGUAAAGACCAAUUAGAUCGAUUCAUCGACAAUUCUAAAACCUUGAUGGCAAAAGGUGGUUUCGAUCUUAGAGAAUGGGAAUGGUCUGGCGUCUGUGAAACUAAUUCAAAGGAAGAAACUCAGGUAUUAGGUCUUAUUUGGAAUAAGAAAUUAGACACUUUGAAAAUUAACAUGAAAUGGCUGGAUGACAUUAAUGUGGAAAAAGUAACUAAAAGGAGUAUGUUAUCUACAGUACAUAAAGUAUUUGAUCCUUUUGGAUUCACUGCACCAGUGAUGCUUUGUCCAAAAAUAAUGCUACAAAAGGCAUGGAAAUUAGGUACAAGUUGGGAUGAAGAAAUAACUGGUGAGCUUCGUAAAGAAUUUCUACAGUGGUUUCAAGAACUUAAGCAUUUGUCUGACAUACAGAUUCCUAGGUGUGUUCAAGCAUCUUCAAAAGAUAUAAGUAACUGCACUAUUCAUACGUUUGUUGAUGGAAGCAAAGAUGCAUAUGCUGCUGUUACAUACCUUAGAAUAGAAAAUAAUGGUCGAAUCGCGCUAUUUCUACUUGCAGCGAAAUCUCGAGUGGCUCCUUUAAGAGGCACAACUAUCCCAAGAAUGGAACUUUUUGCGGCGGUGAUUGGAGCGAGGCUAGCGAAUUUAGUUGUUGAAGCUCUUGGUUGGAAAAAUGUUACGAUAUAUUACUGGAGUGAUUCUACAACAGUGCUUGCAUGGAUAUUACGGGAAGAAAAUUGGUCUGUCUUCGUUAGGAAUAGAGUCCAAGAGAUAAGGGAGUUGAGUAAUCCUACAUGA